Molecule: messenger RNA, 1818 nt
Organism: Capsicum annuum
Lineage: Eukaryota; Viridiplantae; Streptophyta; Magnoliopsida; Solanales; Solanaceae
Product: transcription factor E2FC
Exons: 13
Coding region: 211-1419 (402 amino acids)
Biological process (GO): regulation of transcription by RNA polymerase II
Cellular component (GO): RNA polymerase II transcription regulator complex
Molecular function (GO): protein dimerization activity; RNA polymerase II cis-regulatory region sequence-specific DNA binding; DNA-binding transcription factor activity, RNA polymerase II-specific
Source: RefSeq, a predicted model, not a curated record
GGGCCCAUAUUACUAACAUGGCCCAGGGCCACAUGAAUUUCACAAAAUUAUUCAUAAAAGGUGAGCGGGGAAGCGGGCCCUCGCUUAUUCGAAAUCGAAACUCAGCGCCUCCUCCCCACAUAAGCUUUUGCGCUCUCCAUUCCUAUUCAUUCCCGCUGUUUUGAACCCCUCUUUUGUACUAUAUUUUUCCACAUUUUUGCUUGUUCAAUUAUGUCUACAACAGCGGCUAGUGAUAACGUGGAUCUCAACUUGUCACUUGGCGCUGCAGCAGCUACACUUCAUCACAAUUCUCCUUCGGCUUCGGCACUUGCUGGUGCAGCUAGCCGGAGCCACCGCAGUUUGUUCUCUAAUAUUCCUAGAAUUUGCUCGGAAUCUGUCUCCUUCUCCGGCAAUCCGCUUGCGUCUUCUACCUUCCUUUUUGCUCCGAAAAAUGAAAUUGAAAAGCCUGGGGAAUACAAUUGUGUGUAUGGAGCUGGUAAGAAGAGUCUUGCAGUCAACUAUUCUCCUCUUAAACAAGCAACUAGUGCACGUACUAAACAACCCAGUAAAGGAAAGGUUUCAAGAGAUGCCGUAUCCGCUGCUAAAGGAGUAAAUGCAGAUCUACUUGAUAACCUGAAUUUAGGUGGCCAUUAUCGGUAUGACAACUCGUUGGGCUUGUUGACAAAGAAAUUCAUUAAUUUACUUCAGGAGGCUGAUGAUGGAACCCUUGAUUUGAACCAUUCUGCAGAUGUUUUGGAGGUAGCAAAGAGAAGAAUUUAUGACAUCACAAAUGUCCUCGAGGGAAUUGGAUUAAUUGAGAAAACUACAAAGAGUCAUAUACGGUGGAAAGGGUUCCGGUCAACCAAAUCUCGAGGGCUGGAUAAUCAAGUAUCUAGACUGAAGGGGGAAAUUGCAUAUUUAAAUGCAGAGGAUUGCCGACUUGAUAACUGCAUAAGGGAAAAACUGGAGCAAAUAAGAACCCUGGAAUCUGACAUGGAUUCUCAGAAGAGCCUCUUUCUGACUGAGGAGGAUAUCAUGAGUUUGCCUCGUUUCAGGGAUAAAACUGUUAUUGCUAUAAAAGCUCCAUAUGCUAGUUCUAUUGAAGUUCCUGAUCCAUGUGAGGAUCUUGAUUUGGAGAGUCAGUAUAGACUUGUUCUUAGAAGCACAACAGCACCUAUUGAUUUGUUUCUCUUGAGCAAACCGGGUAGGCAGCAUGAGGACUUAACCAUCAAACAUGAGAAGCCCUUGGAUGCAUUGUCUGCUGCAGAAAAGACAGAUGAUGCUUACCUAUCCUCAGUACGACCUUGCUCUUUAGAUUCAACUGCCUCAAAGCUCUCGGGUGUUCACAAAAUAGUACCUUCUCAUGCCAGUGUAGAUGAUGAUUACUGGUUACUCUCGGAGGAGGAGGUCAGCGCUACCGCUCUAUGGGGUGCUCAAUAAUUUUUUUAAAAUGGGGUGACCUGGUUAUGAACCCCAUAUAUGGAUUCAAGAAGAUAUACACAAAUAAGGCUUCUGACAGACCUGUAAAUAUCUUCUAGCCAAAUUAUAGUAAGAAAUAUCUGGGUUUCAGGGAAAAUCCUGCACCUUUGGAGUAUAAUUAUGCCGCUGAUUUAUAUUAAUAUGGUUUACUGGAGAAUCAGUCUUGAGAUUAACCAAUGUUGGGACUUGAGACUAGGCUUAGAUAUUACUUCAUUGAACAUGUUUCGUUGGCUGUUAUGUAUUGUUUCUUGCCAGCAGCUUAUGCUAUACAUUAAAUGGUUCUGGAGAAUAUUAAAGUAAACUGUGAUAGUUGCACAAUUUUGUGAAUCUUAAAUAUCUAGUCUUUCUGGUUGCUUUGAA